CAAGAAGGAAUGUAAGGAAUUAGGGGGCGCUGGGGAAAAAAACUGUCCCUCGCAGAAUUCCCAAACGUUUUCAGUAGCUUUUUUAAAACUUGAAAGCUAUGAAAAAACUCCAUGGUAGAGAGAGUGUCUGGUAGCGUUUAGCUUAGCCCGAACAUGACGGCGGAGGGGGCUGAAGCUGCGCCGCGGACGGAGAGCUCCUCGUGUCCGGGGAAGGAACGCCAGACUCCGGCGUCAGUGGAAGGAGGAGCCGGUCCUUCCCGAAGGAGCUGGGCGCUUUCCACGCUGCUUAUAGUCCUUGCUGUCCCCAUUGUCGGUGUGGGCAUCAGAUACUACCAAGAUACUUUGAUUUGGAGGCGGCAUGAAGCUGGGCUGAAGACCCUGGGACCAGAGGGACUCUUCUUGUUCUCAUCUUUGGACGUAGACCAUGACCUGUACCUCAGCGCUGAGGAGUUCAAACCCAUUGCAGAAAAACUCACAGGUAUUCCCCCACCCGCAGAGUUUGAGGAGGAGUUCCUCCAUGACCCGAACGGAGAGACUUUCACCGUCAGUGCCAAAAUGCAGCCAUUGCUGUUGGAGACCAUGACCAAGAGCAAAGAUGGUUUCCUAGGGGUGUCCCAUAGUUCCCUGAGUGGACUGCGUUCAUGGAAGAGCCCUGCUACUCCGUCCUCCACUUUCUCUGCAGCUCAGUUCCGGGCUUUUCUGCCUCCGAAGGGUAAAGGGGAGCUGGGAGACACAUGGUGGAUCAUACCCAGCGAACUCAACAUCUUCACCGGCUACCUGCCAAACAACCGCUACCACCCUCCAACCCCCCGCGGCAAAGAGGUUCUGAUCCAUAACCUGCUCAGUAUGUUUCAUCCUCGGCCGUUUGUCAAAUCCCGCUUCGCUCCCCAGGGAGUCGUGGCCUGCAUACGAGCCGUCAGCGACUUCUACUACGAUAUUGUGUUCAGGAUACAUGCCGAGUUCCAGCUGAACGAGGUGCCAAAUUUCCCAUUCUGGUUCACUCCUGGCCAGUUUGCUGGCCACAUCGUCCUCUCCAAAGAUGCCUCUCAUGUCCGGGACUUCCAUCUCUAUGUACCUAAUGACAAAUCUCUGAAUGUCGAUAUGGAGUGGCUGUAUGGUGCCAGCGAGAGCAGCAGCAUGGAAGUGGACAUUGGCUACCUGCCACAAAUGGAGCUGCGAGUGGCCGGUCCGUCCACACCCUCUGUGAUCUAUGACGAGAAGGGGAACGUGAUUGACAGGAGGGGGGAGGGAGGAGAGCCCAUUCAGUUUGUUUUCGAGGAGAUCAACUGGAGCUCUGAGAUCAGCCGAGAAGAGGCGGCCAGUCGCCUGGAGGUCACCUUCUAUCCUUUUAAAAAGGUUCCUUACCUGCCUUUCACAGAAGCCUUCAGCAGGGCAGAAGCGGAGGGGAAACUGGUGCACUCCAUCCUCCUCUGGGGCGCCCUGGAUGAUCAGUCCUGCUGAGGUUCAGGGCGAACUCUCCGGGAGACAGUCCUGGAAAGUUCGCCCGUCCUGGCCUUGCUCAACCAGAGCUUCAUCAGUAGCUGGUCUCUAGUUAAAGAGCUGGAGGACCUGCAGGCUGAUGAGCAGAAUCUGGUAUUGAGUCAAAAGGCACGUUUACACCUGGAGAAGUACAGCUUCCCAGUGGAAAUGAUGGUGGCAUUGCCUAACGGGACAGUGGUCCACCACAUCAACGCUAACAACUUCCUGGACCAGACGUCCAUGAAGCCAGAGGAGAGUCCGUCCUUCAGUUUCUCGGGCGGGUUUGACGACCCCUCCACCUCCACUUACAUCCGCUUCCUACAGGAGGGACUGGACAAGGCCAAACCUUACCUGCAGUCAUAAAGAACAACUGGCCCACCGUGAGAGAGAGAGUGUGUGUGUGAGAGAGAGAGAGAGAGAGAGAGACAUUUACAGAAAGUGGGCUCGACUCCUCCAUGUCUAAAACCGAACACAGUGGGGUCACUCAGUCUCUCUAGUAGAGAUCACCUUAUGCUGGACUGAAUAGAAAGCAGCUGCUGACUCCAGAUUCUUCUACCUGUCCACAUUCCAUGGUAAAACACAGCAAUGGAACACAUUUUUAGUGCCCUAUUUAACGGAAAUUCCACUAUUUCUUCCAUAUUUCUGCAUAAUUCAGUGAUUUGAGAUGUAGUUAUUCAGAGUGGUUAGAUGUGAAGUGAGAGGAACUGACCAGCUCAGAUAUCUCUAUAGUGGUGGUGAUGGGAACCAGGGGUCACAAUGUCUACAACACACACAUGCAGUUUUAUUUACUAUCCAAAACCACCAGUGAACCUACACAUCUUGAGUUUCUAUGCAUAAAAAAUAUGUUUUCUUUGGGAACUAUUUUGCCUCAGAGCACCCUGCAUGUAUCCCUCUAUCCCUCCUGAAACUUUAGCAAAGCAUCUCAAAACUGUCAGACUGCACAGUUUGUAGUAACUUUCUGUGAGGGACCGUUUAGAGGCAUUAAACUCGUCAACCGUCUGGUUCCUAUCACCACCACUGUGAACACUUCUGACUUCUUAGUUUCUCUGCAAUGGAGCAUUUCACCUCAAAACACUCUGAAUGAUUGUUUGAAAUUCGUAACAGAUGAAUUAUGCAGAAAUUGUGAAAAAACAAAGGAAUUCUCCUUUAAGGCUCUGGAUGCAGUCUUUGAAGUUUUAUACUGAACAAAACAGGCUUAUCAGUGAAGUGCUCUGUAGUAUUUGCCAACACUGUAGUUCCAAACAUGCUGGAGGACUUAUUUAUAGAGAUAAAAACUCUUCAUAUUUACAGCAAAACAUGUUUUUCUGCUUUGGUUCAGUUUUUCUGCAGUUUUUUGUUUUUUUUCUGUGAUUUUGGUUAUUUGUUUCUGUGGAUGUUGUUACUGUGGUGUGUUUCUGCAAUAUGCACAGAAUGAAGGAUGUGUGUUGCUCAGGUUGGUUGCAGCAGUGGUUUCAAUAGUGUUUGUCUGUGCAGAAGAGCUGCAGGGCCUGUGGUUUCCAGGACAGAGCAGUUUGUGACGGUCUAGUCUGAAAGCUCACCAGGGUGGGACCAGGCCUGAUGUCAUUGUUCCAGUCCAGGGAAGCACCGCCCUUUCUCUCUCUGGAGACAACACAAACACCCAGAGGCAGGGAUGGGAUAACCCCAAUACUGUAUAGAAUACUGAAAAUUAGGCCUGUCAGAAUGAUAAUUAUUCAAGCUGACCGCAGUUAUGUAUCAUGCUUUAGGGCCAUCAAGCAAUCCGCCAUUUAAAAAGCAGUGCAUAUUUUAUAUAUUACAUGUAUUAGUGGACAAUAUAAGCUGCAUCAAAAUGUAUUUAUUAUUUUUAGUAAUUCAAUCACAUGAACAUAAUUAAAAACUGCGUUAUAAAUUAUUUAAUCGCUGACACCCAGUGUGAGAGCAACAACUCUCAACUCUUCCCCGGAACUGUAGACUCUUGCUCUUGUACCCCUACGUUAUAUCUUGUUUCGAAGAGAAACGGAGCUCGACUUGGCUGUUUCUUUUGUUAGUUUGCUGCUCACUGAUUUAUCCAUUGGUCUCUGGCAAGCACUGUCAAGUGUAUUGUGUCGAAUUAUUGAUCUUGCUGUGUGAGCAAGUGUGAAACUCAUGUAAAUUAAAAAAAAAAAAACAUUUGUAGCACCUCGAAAUGUACGCAUUAACGCAUAAUGUUAUACAAACCCAUAAUGUAACACCUGAUCAUGUAAUAAAAUCCUCAUCUGAUGACUAAUUUUUGCACAUAAUGUAGUAAAGUAUUACAUUAUAUGCUGUUUAAUCCAUUAUCAAUUGUGUAGCAACAUUUUUUUAAGAAUAAUGUAACAAUACUGUAAUGUUUUCUUUAGAAUGCAAGUUAAAACCAUCAGAUGCUUAAAAUGACACUGUUUACUAAAAAGACAAGCUAAUACUUUAUUCCUUUAUGCUUUCAAGUUAUUGCAUUAUUUCUCUAAUUGCAUCAGAAACUUGUGAAAAUGAUUACAACAGGUGAUUUAGUGUUUACAUUACACACUGAUACUGCAUUAUUCUAAAAUAAUCAUUAUGCUACUUCUCUUACAAUGUAUUAAACAAUAAUGCUGUACUACAUUGAGCAAAAAUGUAAUUGCAUCAUUGAAUGAGGGUUUUAUUACAUUACCAGCAAUUAUUACAUCGUUACAUUUGUGUUAUUACUUUGUGUAGUUAUUACAUCGAGAUGUGUCAUUAAAAAAACAAUAGUUCUAAUUUUAUAAAUUGGUGCUAUAACACCUGUAGGGGGCAGGAGUGAGUAAUGUUUAUUAGAGCUUGACCUGGGAGCUGCUCAGCAUUUACAGCAUCAUAGCAAGGUAGCUCGUCAAUUCUGUCACUCUAGACUUGCACUGUAAUAUAAUACUUGCAUACAACGAACAAGACAUUACAUUAAUCGCAAUUAUUAAUAGGAUAAUUAAUCAUCAGCUAAGAUUUCACUGUGAGGAGCCUUUGUAAUGAAUCUUCAGACUUUUUAGUGAACCUUUUGUAUCUCUUUAGAACAGGGGGAGACUAGUGGUAAGCUAGUCUGCUGACCUGGGCUUGAUGCUGCGAUUUAUCAUUACACCCAGUAACCAUCCCAUCCCUACAUAGAAUAAGACAUGCAGUGCCACACCACGCUAGAGGAGCACACACAAUUCUGUCAGACUGCUAGAAAACUACUGUAUCGCUUUGGAUCAUAGCCACAGUUAGAAUUAUGUGUGGAAGGUGCCAUGGUAUAAAGCAGUUUAACGUAGGUUUUUUGUGGUCAGCUGAGGGCAAUAGAAAAGUUAGAUUUGUGGAAUGAAUUAGUCUGAGUGCACAUUUACAGAGUCGUUUAUAUUUUAAAGAUAUGAGCAUACAUGUCGUUGCUGUUCAAAGAAAAAAAAAAGAAAAGUAUCCAUAAAAUAGUAAUUCUACAGGAGAGGGCAAAAACUUUUUGCUUUCAAUGUAAGUUAAUGGAAAAAGGUUUUAUUCUAAAGCAAUUUUGGAGCGUUUCUAUUCGUCCAGUCAUUAAUUUUUGACAAAUGUAAAGGACAGCUGCUAAGAGUAAAUGAUGCAAAAAAGUAAAAUUGCAAAAAAAAAAAUGGAGAUAUGUAUUUCAUUGGACCGCAACGGUAUAUUUGACU
Pygocentrus nattereri (red-bellied piranha) is the source of this 5078-nucleotide messenger RNA. It is a transcript of the gene selenon, whose product is annotated as selenoprotein N. The transcript has 12 exons. Gene Ontology annotation, biological process: skeletal muscle fiber development; calcium ion homeostasis. Gene Ontology annotation, cellular component: endoplasmic reticulum membrane. The record is from RefSeq and is a predicted model, not a curated record. Lineage: Eukaryota; Metazoa; Chordata; Actinopteri; Characiformes; Serrasalmidae.